Molecule: messenger RNA, 2935 nt
Organism: Erpetoichthys calabaricus (reedfish)
Lineage: Eukaryota; Metazoa; Chordata; Cladistia; Polypteriformes; Polypteridae
Product: peptide methionine sulfoxide reductase MsrA
Exons: 6
Coding region: 428-1066 (212 amino acids)
Biological process (GO): cellular response to oxidative stress
Cellular component (GO): cytoplasm
Molecular function (GO): peptide-methionine (S)-S-oxide reductase activity
Source: RefSeq, a predicted model, not a curated record
CAGUGCCAGGCAGACAUAAAUGGCAAGAGCUUUGUGCUAAUAUGUAGGCAGUAAACAAAUGUACUUCAGUUUGCCUUGUUGGAUUUGGUGUUUUGUUUACCUUUCCGGAUUUGACUGGUACCAGCUUGUGUUGGAGGUAGUCCUAGAGUACAUAAAGGGGCAUUCCCGAGGGGGGAGGUUGGCGGCAUUGCCGCCUCUGGUAGUGCUGCACGAAUUGUGAGUUUCUGAAGAAAAAAACAAAAACGAAAUGAGGCAUUCUAUUGGAAACCUUUUUGGAUUUGUUCUUGGAAGAAGAUGCUCUAAAUUUGCUUUUAAGAUUUUGAAAGGAACUAUUUUUACUAUUUUUUUUUCCUCUUUUCUUCUACCUUCCCCCUCCUCUUUUUGGCAUGGCGUUGGCUGGCAAGGGAACAGUUGAGCACUGAAUAGAAUGAAACUGGCACAGCCUGGAGUCAAGCCAAGGCAGAUUGGGAGAGAUGCCCACUGCGGAGGUAAGCAUGCAGUCAGUGGUCAUCCUGUGAAGGAACCCUUCCCUGAAGAAAUGGAACGUGUCAUUUUUGGAAUGGGCUGCUUUUGGGGAGCAGAGCGACGCUUCUGGAAGACCCCAGGUGUUUAUUCCACACAUGUAGGAUAUGCAGGAGGCUUCACAGUGAACCCACUAUAUAAGGAGGUUGGCUCAGGUCUUACUGGACACUCUGAGGUAGUGAGAGUCAUCUAUGAACCCAAGAAAGUAAGCUUUGAAGAGCUGUUAAAAAUCUUCUGGGAGAAUCAUGACCCCACACAAGGUAUGAGGCAGGGUCAAGACGUGGGAACACAGUAUCGAUCUGUUAUUUAUACCUACAUACCUUACCAGCUGGAAAUGGCCCUGAAAAGCAAAGAAGUGUACCAAAAGAUGCUGAAUGAGAAGAAGCUUGGCACCAUCACCACAGAGAUCAAGGAAGCGCCAGAAUUUUAUUAUGCGGAGGAUUAUCACCAGCAAUAUCUUCACAAAGUGCCUAAUGGCUACUGUGGGCUGAAAGGCACAGGUGUGAGCUGUCCAAUUGGUCUGAGCCAAAGAGAAGACCUCUAGUUUGCCAGCAGUCAAGUUUGGAUUCUUCUUCACUGAUGGCAUGACAGAUUGUGCACUAUGCUUGGGGAUUUUUACUUUUAUUUAACUCUAGAAAUCUUUGAUGUAAUUUUCUGCUUUUAAAAAUGUUAUUGACUCUGAAUGGAGGAUGGUUGAAUACCAAACUCCUUUGAAAUCAUCUCUGGGCCAAAUGGGCACGUGCUAAUAAUCAGAGUGAAUUCAUUCUAAGAUACUUAUGCUUAAAAUUAUUUUUUUAUUAUUACUUAUGGUUAAAAUUAUUUUAACAUUAAUCCAGUGAAACUGUUUGUAAAACAGACUGUCAUUUUAAAUCAUUUAUUUGCUGGAAAAGAUGAAUAAUUAAUAGAACUGCCGCACUUUCAAGAAAUGUUGUUGUCCUCCUAAUUGUGCCUUUUGCCACUUCAGGUUGAGCAUACUGUGGUGACAAAAUCUAUGUGUGAGAUGAAAGAAGUCAUGCAAGGUUAGAAUACAUAAAAAAUAUUUUAGGUUUAAGAACGGGUAAUUGAUUUCAUGCUUUCUUUUAGUGUGCCUUUAUAAUAAUAAAACAUAGGGGACUUUAUAAGCACCUGAGUGUUCCUCCUGAAGCAAGCAGCAAUAAUUGCAUUAGCUCUGAUCAAUACGUGUAAGGCCAUUUUACAGUGACCGGAGUUAGAAUGUCAAUCGUGAAGUAGCCUGCACACUUUGGUAAGGAAUCUGGCCUGAUUUAGGGCAGCUCUGCCCAGUAAACAUCUAGUUCACUUUGGCCCUCACCAUGAAAGUGAAGUUUUCAUCUUGCACGUACUACUGGCACUGUCAUGCCACUAUUUAAAAGCACUCCUUGAAACCUCCCAGUAUCAGUCUCUCUGGGAACUAUCACCAAGUCAUUCCUAAGGCUGUGUGUUUUCCCGAAAUCCUACAUUGUUCAAAUGGAGAAGGUUUGGGGCAGAUAUGUCAGUUCUUGUCAGUAUUGAUGAUUUUGUCGAAAUCUUUUCCAUGAGCAAAGCAUGGCAUUUUCCAUAAAGUCCAAAGGAACAGUUGAACAUCAUCUAGGAAUCUAUAGACCUUAUUCUUCUUGGGUUAAUGUUCAUCACCUCACCAUGAGACAGUUCAAAAAUGGGACCCAUGGUAGACUUAGAAGGAAAGAAGCCAUUGCUCAAUUCAGGGUUAUCAUAAUGCACCAGGGUGGUCCUUAUCAGCUCUUAGAAAAUAUUCUGUGGACAGAAGUCAAAGAUCCCCCUGGGCUUUUAUUGGCCCCUGUAUGUCUGGAGAAACACUAACACAUCAUCAUUAUUACAACCCUCACUCUAAAGGGUUUUUAUGUGGAAAUUAUAGCGUCAUGAUUAAUGGAUACUCUUCUGUAUCGCAAUAUGAAUUACUUGUCAUCGUUGAAGGGACCAUCAAUUCUACUGUGGAUCAAAGAACUGAAGUUGAAGCACAAAAGGGUCUUGCAGCAAUAGAAACAUCCAGGAAGCAUGAGCAAGUCCACAUCAGGAUGUCUGAAGAAAUAAAAGAGAAAAAAUCACCAGGUUUGGGAGUCACUCAGUGAAGUUCCAGACCUUAGCAUCACGAGAUUUUGUAUUGGGGGCCUAAAAGGAGUGACGGGCAAAGAAAAUCUUCUAAAUGUGACCAAACUGAAGCAGCUCUACAGGUAGGAGUGCGACACAAAAACAACAAUUGUGAAUUGACGUGUUACUAUCAGCUAUUAAGCACAAUUAACUUUUCCCAUUGUAUUCUGAAAAAUUGUCAGAAAUUAAUGAAUAUCACACACUUGUAUUACUUGUUUACUCACUAUGCAAUUUAUAAAAUGUAAGGUUUUUGUCUGAUGAUCUGAUAACAUUUACAGGGGAAAAUGUGCAAUAAAAAACUGUAAUACUG